Messenger RNA from Odocoileus virginianus texanus, 2637 nucleotides. The record is from RefSeq and is a predicted model, not a curated record. Lineage: Eukaryota; Metazoa; Chordata; Mammalia; Artiodactyla; Cervidae.
GCAUAUUCUUUACCACUUAGCCACCUGGGAAGCCAUAGAAAUACAUAAAGAACAUAAUAAUUAACUUAAUCUUACAACUUGAAGAAGAUAACUUUUUUGCCACAUAUAUUUUACUUUUGGGAAUACAUACACACAUGCAUGCAAUCUGUCUAGAUAUAUUGUUCUCUGAAAUAAAAAUUCUACAUAUAUGAACAAUGUGUAUAGGGGUAUAUUAUAUAUAAGCUGUGUUUUCUCCAUUUUCAUAGACUGUAUUAUGAGCCUCUGUUCACAUCUAGAUUACAUAUCCAUAUCAUCACUUUAUAGUGACAUUACUUUCUGCGCUAGUUUCUGUUUGUAUUGUACAUUAUUCAAUCAAUUCCUAUUUAUUGUAUGUAAAGCUGCUUUUUAUAUUCGCUAUCAUAGAGAGCCUCAUGAUAAAUAUGUGCAUAUUUCUGGCAUAAUUAUAUUAUCACCCCUAUUAGACAGGGAAUUUAAUUCCAAAGUGCAUUCACUGUCUAAAAUGGAGCUUGUUUCUAAGGCUUUUCAAGUUGAAAUAGCACAUUUUCCUUGAAUAGCUGUACAAAUUUAUACCCUCGCCAGGACUGAAAGGGACGCUAGCUUCCUUCACUUCUGCUGUCACCAAGUACUCAUUAAUUGUAUUUACACUCUGUGAAUAUGCAGUUCAAGUACGUUGUCCAUUUUUCUACUGAAGUGUCUGCUUAUAUUUUCUUAAUAACAUGUUCAUAUAAUAUUUUAAGAAUAUUAGCCCUUUCCUAUCUGUCAUGUGUAUUGCCAAUGAUUUUUCUACUUUAUUGUCUGUCUUUUGUUUACAGUGUUUUCUACCAUAAAAAUAGUUUACAUUUUAUUUUCCUAUUCACUUCUAGAAAGGCCUUUUUUCAAUCUAAGAGUAUAAAUAGGGUAAAUAGAGUAACUUUUAUUUUCUAGUAUCUUUUUCAUUUUUUAUACUGCAUUUUCUCCAUUGUGAGUUAUAUGCUUAUGUUUUUCUUCUGUUUCUCUAUUGGGUAAUCAAUUGUAUUCUCUUACAGAUGUAAUUAUUGUUAGCGUUAUUUUCCUUUUUAAAUUUUGAAGUACAAAAGUGAUUUGCCAUGAAACUUCACAUAAUACUUAGUUGAAAGCCCUCUUCAGCAUCCUUCUCAAGCAGGAGUUUGGCUUAUGCAGGCAAAGAAAUGGAGGAGCAGCUGCGGUCAGUGUCCAGUGUGGAUGAACUCAUGACUGUGCUCUACCCCGAAUAUUGGAAAAUGUACAAGUGUCAGCUAAGGAAAGGAGGCUGGGAACAUAGUAAAGAACAGGCUAACACCAACACAAGGACAGGAGAGACUCUAAAAUUUGCUGCAGCACAUUAUAAUACAGAGAUCUUAAGAAGUAUUGAUAAUGAGUGGAGAAAGACUCAAUGCAUGCCACGGGAGGUGUGUAUAGAUGUGGGGAAGGAGUUUGGAGCAGCAACAAACACCUUCUUUAAACCUCCAUGUGUGUCCGUCUACAGAUGUGGGGGCUGCUGCAACAGCGAGGGGCAACAGUGCAUGAACACCAGCACCGCUUACCUCAGCAAGACGUUGUUUGAAAUUACAGUGCCUCUCUCUCAAGGCCCCAAACCAGUAACAAUCAGUUUUGCCAAUCACACCUCCUGCCGAUGCAUGUCUAAGCUGGAUGUUUACAGACAAGUCCAUUCAAUUAUUAGACGCUCCCUGCCAGCAGCACUACCACAGUGCCAGGCUGCAAACAAGACUUGCCCCACAGAUUACGUUUGGAAUAACCACGUCUGCAGAUGCCUGGCUCAGCAGGAUUUUAUUUUCUCCCCCAGUGCUGGAGACGACUCUGCGGACGGAUUCCAUGACAUCUGUGGGCCCAACAAGGAGCUGGACGAAGAGACCUGUCAAUGCGUCUGCAGAGGGGGGCUUCGGGCUUCCAACUGUGGACCCCACAAGGAACUAGACAGAGACUCAUGCCAGUGUGUCUGUAAAAACAAACUUUUCCCCAACUCAUGUGGGGCCAACAGAGAAUUUGAUGAAAACACAUGCCAGUGCGUAUGUAAAAGAACCUGCCCAAGAAAUCAGCCCUUAAACCCUGGAAAAUGUGCCUGUGAAUGUACAGAAAAUCCACAGAAAUGCUUCUUAAAAGGAAAGAAGUUUCAGCAUCAAACAUGCAGUUGUUACAGACGACCAUGUACAAAUCGGGUGAAGCAUUGUGAGCAGGGACUUUCAUUUAGUGAAGAAGUAUGUCGCUGUGUCCCUUCCUAUUGGAAAAGACCACUUGUGAACUGAGAUUGUAUCUUUUCUAGUUCGUCAUUGUUCUAUCAUGGGAAACCAUGCUAGAGCUAUGAACACAGAGACUCUGUGGACCGGGUAACAAAGACAAAAGUCAGUUUCCUGAGCCACGUGGAGAAUGUUACAGAAAUGGACUGGAGCUCGUCUGCAAAAGACCUCUUUAAAAGACUGGUUUUCUGCCAAUGACCAAACAGCUGAGGUUUUUCUCUUGUGAUUGUUUUUUAAAAAGAAUAAUGACUAUAUAAUUUAUUUCCACUAAAAAUAUUGUUUCUGCAUUCAUUUUUAUAGCAAUAACAACUGGUAAAGCUCACUGUGAUCAAUAUUUUUAUAUCAUGCAAAAUAUGUUUAAAAUAAAAUGAAAACUGUAUUAUAA